AUGGCUGCCGAAAACAAGCCGGAAGGACUGAAGAGAAUUCGUAAUGCAGAUCGAAUGUACAGAACUUCCGUCAGCUACGCCAGCCACACUGCUACUAAGGGUGUCCGAGAUGACACAGACACCAACAAUGAACAUGGACAUUUGAAAAUCUAUCUGCCUAAGAAGCUGCUCGAAUGUCUGCCCAAAUGCUCCUCCCUGCCCAAGGAGAGACAUCGGUGGAACACCAAUGAGGAAAUCGCUGCUUACUUGAUAUCAUUUGAAAAGCAUGAAGAGUGGCUAACGACAUCCCCUAAAACCAGGCCACAAAAUGGGUCUAUGAUCCUGUACAACAGGAAGAAAGUGAAGUACAGGAAAGACGGCUACUGCUGGAAGAAAAGGAAAGAUGGCAAGACCACGCGGGAGGAUCACAUGAAGCUGAAAGUGCAGGGAGUCGAGUGUCUGUACGGGUGUUACGUCCACUCCUCCAUAAUCCCCACCUUCCACCGCAGGUGUUACUGGCUGCUCCAGAACCCAGACAUCGUUCUGGUCCACUACCUUAACGUUCCAGCCAUAGAGGAUUGUGGGAAGCCAUGCGGUCCAAUCCUGUGCUCCAUCAACACAGACAAGAAGGAGUGGGCCAAAUGGACCAAGGAGGAGCUCAUCAGCCAGCUCAAGCCCAUGUUUCAUGGCAUCAAGUGGACUUGCAGCAACGGGAACAGCAGCACCGGCUUCUCGGCUGAGCAGCUGGUGCAGCAGAUCCUGGACAGCCACCAGACCAAGCCACCUCCCCGGACUCACAACUGCCUCUGCACGGGGACGCUGGGUGCCGGCAGCAGUCUGCAUCACAAGUGUAACAGUGCCAAGCACCGCAUCAUCUCCCCGAAGGUCGACCCGCGCUCUGGAGGUGCUUACAGCAGCACUCACUCCGAAGUCCAGAACAGUGAUGUGUCUGAGGGCAAGACCGAGCACACCCAUGGAGCUGGCAAAAAUGGCAGAGCAACAGGUGACGGGCCAGGUGGAUCAACAGCCCGAGAAAAGAGGAACAGCAAAGGACCAAAACCGGCUUUACUUCAUCAGAACAGUAUGGAGGUGUCCUCCACCAACCAGGUUGAGGUACCAGACACCACCCAGAGCUCUCCUGUCUCCAUUAGCAGUGGGCUAAACUCCGAUCCAGACAUGGCCGACAGCCCAGUGGUGACAGGUAUGAGCCAUGUGGCCUCCGUCAUGAGCAGCCUCUCCCAGUCCGCCACUGUCUUCAUGUCAGAAGUCACCGGUGAUCCCGUCUACAGCAUGUCUCCCACUGGAGAUCCCAGUGCUCAUCUCUUAGGUACUGACACAGCCUCAAGCAGCUUGGUGCUGGCAGUCGCUGCUGACAGUCACAAAUUUGCUUUUCCUGGGGCUGUGGGUGUGGGUUUAGGAGAUGUAGGGUCGACAGAAAGGUUGGCUAUGCUUUCUGCAGCUAGCAUGUCAGAAGAGCUUGUACUCUCGAGCAGCCUAGAAUCUGGGAGCAUCAAGCUGCCUGAAACCACCGUGAACUUUGACCCAGACUGCUUCCUCAACAACCCCAAGCAGGGCCAGACAUAUGGAGGAAAUGGGCUGAAGACAGAGGUCAGCAAUGCCAGUAGUUGCAGCAAUGGAGGAGUCCGCUGUUCGCCUCCUCUCACCAACAAUGGUUAUGGCUUCAACGCCUCACUGGUCAAGAAUAUAAAGACAGAAGACACAUCAUUUGAGCAGCAGCUGGCCAAAGAAGGUGGUUACCAGGUGGGAGAGGUGGCCAGUGGUGCAGGUAGCAUGUCCAGUUCCUCAGGCAGUGGCUCAACCCAGAGUUCCUUAGCUCUGACCCCAACUAGCUCAUUGCUCCCAUCUGGUGGUGGCCUGAGCCCUAGUACCACACUGGAGCAGAUGGAUUUCAGCGCCAUUGAUGCCAAGCAGGACUACUCUUCUACCAUGAUGUCUGCUGCCAACUACGGUCAAGCUAUAUCCAGCCCUCAGUUGGCUCAUCAGAGCCACUCUCCCAGCUUCUUCCUGCAGGGCUCACCUCAGUCCACCCAGACACAAUCCCACCAGAACACUAGCACUUCUGUUCAGAACUCACACGACUCAAAUGCUUUUAUGGGUUUGUCUGUAGUCAAGAGUGAUUCAACAGGCACCAAUGGGCAUCACCACCACCAUUCUCAUCAAGGCCAGCACACUGCAUCCAAUUGCAAUGGCAGCUCUCCAACUGAGAGAAAUGGGCAAGGUGGCAGUCUGCAACUUUUGCAGUACCAAAACCGCUUCGCAGGUGCCAGCAAAGAACACGAGGAUGUUGGAAGUCUGGAACAACCAGCCAACUCAGAAGGACGGGACACAGGUGGGCAAGAAAAGGAGACAGAAGAUCUGCUGAAGGCAGGGGACCACCUGCAGCACUGUGUGGGAAAUGGGGCAGACGGCAGUGGCGCUACAGAGCACUACCUCCAACAACCAGAGAGCACCAACAUCGGAGCAGGAGGAGCUGGAGGAACAGGUACGGGUACUAAUAGUGGAAGUCUGUGUAACGGCACUGAUGGCAACAGGUCAACUGGCAGUCCAAAUCAGCAGCUCCAGCCUCUCCUACAGGGAGCAGGACUUGUCCAGGGGCUCUUUAACAACAUGGCAGCCCACCAAGCUCUGGCCACAAGUGGAGCCAAUGGAGGAGGAUCCAUGGAGAUCAGUCUCGAUCACUUUGACGUCUCGUUUGGGAAUCAGUUUUCAGACCUCAUCAACGAUUUCAUUUCAGUAGAAGGAGGAAACAGCGCUGCAAUCGGGGGACAAACAGGCAACACACUCUACAGCCAUCAGAUAGUGACCCACUCAGGCACAGAAGGGCAAGUGUCAUCUGGAUCAACCACCCAACAGGUUACUGAAGAAGGAUCCACCCAUGGAACUGCAGGGUACAACUCUGCAGAACUCUGCCUCCAGCCCUGUUGCAGCCCCCAGUCGGCCCAGACCGGGGCACUUGGAACAGACACUGGGCAGCUGGCAUACAUGCAAGUAGAGGAAGUAGUGUCUGCUGCUGUGGCUCAUGGGACCAUGGGGAUACUUCAGAACACAGGGAGACUGUUUGUGGUGACAGACUACUCACCAGAGUGGUCUUACCCAGAGGGUGGAGUGAAGGUUUUAAUCACAGGACCAUGGCAGGAGGCUAGCAGUGACUACACUUGCCUGUUUGAUCAGAUCACGGUUCCUGCCUCACUCAUUCAGCCUGGAGUGCUGCGAUGUUACUGCCCAGCUCAUGACACAGGCCUGGUGACCCUUCAGGUGGCAGCCAGCAGCCAGAUCAUCUCCAACUCGGUGGUGUUUGAAUAUAAAGCCCGCGCUCUCCCCGCCCUGCCCACUUCUCAGCACGACUGGCUUUCCCUGGACGACAACCAAUUCAGAAUGUCGAUCCUGGAGCGCCUGGAGCAAAUGGAGCGCAGGAUGGCCGAGAUGUCUGGCCAGCAGCAGCAAGGCAGCGGAGGAACGUCUGAAAGUGGAGUAACAGGAGGAGGAGGUGGAGUAGGAGGAGGAGGAGGAGAAGGAAGAGGCAAUGCUGACCAGACACAGCUCUCCCCGGGUCAGAGUCAGAGUCCUGGACAAGCUGGAAGCUCCUUUGAGAGUCGUGUCGUGGUGGUGUGUGAGAAGAUGAUGAACCGUGCUUGCUGGGCAAAAUCCAAGCACUUAAUCCACUCCAAAACUUUCCGGGGUAUGACCCUACUCCACCUGGCAGCUGCGCAGGGUUACGCCAACCUGAUCCAGACCCUCAUCAAGUGGCGCACUAAGCAUGCAGACAGCAUUGACCUGGAGUUAGAGGUGGAUCCUUUGAAUGUCGAUCACUUCUCCUGCACCCCGUUGAUGUGGGCUUGUGCUUUGGGUCACACGGAGGCAGCAGUGGUUUUGUAUAAGUGGGAUCGACGUGCCCUGGCUAUCCCUGAUUCUCUCGGACGCUUACCGUUGGCCACAGCCCGAUCCCGGGGCCACACGAAGCUGGCAGAGUGUCUGGAAAACCUUCAGAGGGAAGAACAUCAGCAGCAGACUCCAGGGGCUUUCUCCUCGUCUGCAGAAAGCUCCACCACGGAGGGUUGGAUGAAUGUUUGGGGAAGUGAGACCACCUCUGGAAUAAGAGGGAGCAAUGUUGCUAGCUCCACUCCGAGCUCCAACCAAGAUUUGAGGAGGCCCAGGUCUGAAUCUUCCAGUUUCUACAACAGUGAAAGCCAAGGCGACGCCCCAUUAACCAAGAAACACAAACCCAAUCCAGAGAUCCACCAAACAAGGUCAAGCAAGCCCGCUUCUACCCCUCUGGGUUUAGGAGAGCAAGUCAACAAGACUAAAACAUGCCCUGCUAAAGCAGCCAGAGCAGGUACGAUGGACAAAGAGUCAGGAAAAGGAGACAAGUCUCAGACGAAGCUGGGCUCGGCUUGCGGAGGCGGGCGAUGGAGCGGCAGACAGACCGUAGGACGCAGAGGGCCAAUUGGAGGACUCGCUAAAGAAAGGUUGGCAAACAGACUGAGGUUACGAGAAGCAUCCGGUCCGGGAUCAGUCUCUGAGCUUCUGGUGGGCCAGGAGGAUCUGGAGAACACAGGGGACCUACAGUUGAAUAUGAUGACUCUGGCCGAGCACAUCAUCGAAGCAACGCCCGAUCGCAUCAAGAGCGAAAACUUCGUGGCCACAGAGUCAGCGCCUCUGGAUAGCGUUGAGGUCAACAGCACUAUGAGCUGGUUAGCCACUUAUCUUGGAGAUGCAGAAAGGUUCUUAUACAGCAAGCCGCUGGCGUGCUCCACAGGAUUGGGCGCUGGCCACGCUGGCAGCCACCCGGAAUCCGAAAGCCCUUUCGGGAAACUCGGACUUCCGUCUCCAGCAGACUGGAGCGCAUUUCUUAAUGUCUCUCACAGCAAAAAGGAACGGGAUUUAACCCAGCUGGCCCUGUCCGACCACGAGCAGAGAGAGCUGUACGAGGCAGCGCGCCAAGUCCAGAGCACCUUCCGCAAGUAUAAGGGGCGUCCACUCCGAGAGCAGCAGGAAGUGGCAGCUGCUGUCAUUCAGCGCUGUUAUAAAAAGUACAAACAGCUGACAUGGAUAGCCUUGAAGUAUGCACUUUAUAAGAAGAUGACGCUGGCCGCCAUCCUAAUCCAGAGUAAAUUUCGCAGCUACUAUGAGCAGAAGAAGUUCCAGCAAAGUCGUCGGGCAGCCAUGCUAAUCCAGCAAUACUAUCGCAGCUACAAGGAGCUGGGCCGACCCAACUCGCACUCUCACGCCGCUGCAGCUGCAGCCCUGGUGCAGCAUAAACUCAGAAGUGGUCUGCUCACCAAGAGGCAGGACCAGGCCGCCAGAAAAAUAAUGCGAUUUCUCCUCCGAUGUCGCCAUAGCCCCUUGAUGGACCAUAGACUGUUCAAACGGGGCGAGAGAACUGAAAAAGGCCAAGGAACAUGAGAGCUCGCCAAAGAGCCCCGUCACAAUGUAACGUCCACCUCCAGUCCAGACUGUUCCCCCUUUUCCUCUUUCUGUUUUUACACGAAACGAACAAUUUACCAAAAGGCAAAAACUAUUCAAGAAAAAAAAAACAACAACACACAGAAGCGAGAAGAUAUUAAGAACAUGUCAACAUGUGACGGUUGCAUCAUUACUGAUUCUGUCGACCCUGGUACUGCCACAGCGUUGUGUAUUUUUCCUCUCCAUUGGGGAACGUGGGGAGUUCUGCAUAAAACAAAGACUUUAUCUGGGAAAUAAUGACAUCCUCAUGCCAUUUUUUGCACUCUUCUUCUUCUUCUUCUUUUUUUUAAAUUGAGGAACGAUUGCCAUGGAACUGAACGCGAUUUUGUUCCUGAAAGCACUUAAGAUAAGAAAGAUGACAAGAUUAAGAAACACAUUGCAUUAACGUUGCAUUAAUC
Molecule: messenger RNA, 5861 nt
Organism: Neoarius graeffei (lesser salmon catfish)
Lineage: Eukaryota; Metazoa; Chordata; Actinopteri; Siluriformes; Ariidae
Product: calmodulin-binding transcription activator 1-like
Exons: 24
Coding region: 1-5403 (1800 amino acids)
Biological process (GO): regulation of transcription by RNA polymerase II
Cellular component (GO): nucleus
Molecular function (GO): protein binding; transcription coregulator activity; double-stranded DNA binding
Source: RefSeq, a predicted model, not a curated record